This is a messenger RNA of Doryrhamphus excisus (bluestripe pipefish), 1125 nucleotides long. RefSeq names its product protein PML-like. Gene Ontology annotation, cellular component: cytoplasm. Gene Ontology annotation, biological process: DNA catabolic process. The record is from RefSeq and is a predicted model, not a curated record. Lineage: Eukaryota; Metazoa; Chordata; Actinopteri; Syngnathiformes; Syngnathidae. Gene Ontology annotation, molecular function: nucleic acid binding; 3'-5'-DNA exonuclease activity.
AGAGGGCGAACCAUUUGUAGUUAAGUUCAACACCCACGAAGAAGAACCUUUUCCGGUGUUUUAAAUGGUGGCGGCAGUUUGUUUUUGUUAGAUUUUAAUGCUGUUAUGCUCUCAACUACUACCAAGUACAAGGUGCGUUUCUCGAAUUGGCUUUUACUUUCUUGUUUAUUCGACGUACAAGUUUUAAACGUUUAGGUUUAAGGCUUGGGGACGAGUAUAAAGCGAGAUGCAAACGUCGGAAGCAGAGGACCUGUCUCAGUUGGCGUUGGUUUUCUUCGACUUGGAGACAAAUGGACUCAGCCAGAGAUGCGAGAUGGUCCAGUUGGCUGCGGUGAGCGGCGUUCGCUGUCUGAACCUGUACACCGUCCCCCGCUGUCCAAUGGAGCCAGGCGCCGCAAGGGUGACGGGCUUCAGGGUGCGCCGACAGAAACUCUACCUCCACCGACGGCCCGUCCUCACCAAGACCUUGCGGGAGGUGCUGGUGUCCUUCAUCACAUUCCUCCAAGCGCUCGGACGCCCUCUCCUGGUGGGACACAACAUCCGCCGCUUCGACUGCCGCCCGCUGGCCCGAGCGCUCGAUGAGACGGGCCUCAGAGCUUCGUUCGAGUCGUCCAUCUCGGGAUGUGUGGACACCCUGCCGCUGGCCCGGGAGGUGCUGAAGGAGUGUGGCCUGCGGAGCUUCAAACAGGAGCACCUGGUCAGGGAGAUCCUGGGCAUGGACUACAAGGCCCAUGAUGCUUUGGAGGACGUUCGGGCCUUACAGAGGCUCUACCAUGUGCUCCAUCCCUCACCUGAGGUGGUCAGCCGCCAUUUAUUCAGUCUGAGUGUCACACAGGAGACCACCCCAGAGGUGGCCACCGCUCACAAAGGGUCCGGUCUACUGCCUGGACAGCGCCUCCUGUGGCAGCAUGUGAAACAGCCAGUGGAGGACAGAGUUGUGGCACAAGACACACCUUAAUAUUUGAAUUAUUUACAUUUUUUUAAAACCGUUUUGUCUCUAGCUUGCUCACUGUCCACCACAUGUUUUUAUUUCAACUUCUGAACUCUCAUAUUCAGAAGUACCUACAUUGUUCAAUUAACUUUUUAUUACCAAAUAAAUAUUUAAAGGCUUUACUAUUGAACGCA